Messenger RNA from Myotis lucifugus (little brown bat), 1146 nucleotides. It is a transcript of the gene SLC25A41, whose product is annotated as solute carrier family 25 member 41. The transcript has 7 exons. The record is from RefSeq and is a predicted model, not a curated record. Bases 1 to 1146 code for a protein of 381 amino acids. NCBI's taxonomy places the organism in Eukaryota, Metazoa, Chordata, Mammalia, Chiroptera, Vespertilionidae. Gene Ontology annotation, biological process: transmembrane transport. Gene Ontology annotation, molecular function: ATP transmembrane transporter activity.
AUGGUAGUGAAACCUGAGGAAGCUCAGAACCCUUGCUCAAGGAUCCAGACCCUAUUUAAGAGGGUCAAGGCCUUAUUCACCAAAGCUUCACCCCCACCUCUACCACCGUCCCCACCCCCACCUGUCUUCUGGAACCCAGGCUGUACUCACGUGUAUGGAUAUGUGUUUGGGCAUGUGAGUAAAAACGACCUGGAGCACCUCAUAUCACAGCAGGUGAGAUACAGCUGGGUCUGCCCUGCGGUUCUUGACACAGGAGAACAGUUGAUGGUGCCCAUGGAUGUCCUGGAAGUGGAUAACAUGGGAGCCUUGUGGAAGUUUCUGCUCUCAGGAGCCAUGGCUGGGGCAGUGUCUCGCACUGGCAUGGCCCCCCUGGACCGUGCCAAGGUGUACAUGCAGGUCUACUCCUCCAAGACGAACUUCAUGAAUCUACUGGGGGGGCUACGAAGCAUGGUCCAAGAGGGGGGCUUCCAUUCCCUAUGGCGGGGCAAUGGUAUCAACAUACUCAAGAUAGCCCCUGAGUACGCCAUCAAGUUCUCCGUCUUUGAACAGUGUAAGAAUUAUUUCUGUGAAGGGCAUGGGUCCCCAUCCUUUCAGGAACGGCUCCUUGCUGGCUCCCUGGCUGUGGCCACCUCCCAGACGCUCAUCAACCCCAUGGAGGUGCUGAAGACACGACUGACCUUGCGCCGAACAGGCCAAUACAAGGGGUUGCUAGAUUGUGCCAAGCAGAUCCUGGAGCAGGAGGGCACCCGCGCCCUUUACCGUGGCUACCUGCCCAACAUGCUCGGCAUCAUCCCUUAUGCCUGUACCGACCUGGCUGUCUAUGAGAUACUCAGGUGCUUCUGGCUGAAGUCAGGCAGAGACAUGGUGGACCCUAGUGGCCUGGUCAGUCUGUUGUCAGUGACGCUGUCCACAACCUGUGGUCAGAUGGCCAGUUACCCACUGACUUUGGUGCGCACCAGGAUGCAGGCUCAAGACACUGUGGAGGGUUCGAACCCCACCAUGUGUGGAGUCUUCCAGCGGAUCCUGGCCCAGCAGGGCUGGCCGGGGCUAUACCGAGGUAUGACCCCCACAUUACUGAAGGUGCCGCCGGCUGGUGGCAUCAGCUAUGUGGUGUAUGAAGCCAUGAAGAAGACCCUGGGUGUAUAG